AUGGCCACUCUUCCUGCUUCCCCUUCUCCACCUUGGCCUAACCCUAAUCUCAAUUCAAUCCCAAACCCUAAUUUCCAUCCUGAUCAAUCUCAAACCCUCGACUUCGAUUCCCUAAUGUCUCCCCAAUCUCACCACGCUUCCACCGAUUCACCGGAGUCUCCUCCUACCACACCACCGUCGCUUCUUCAACUCUCCUUUAACCAGGACCACGCCUGCUUCGCUGCCGCCACUGAUAACGGCUUUCGCAUAUAUAACUGCGACCCUUUCCGCGAGCUUUUUCGCCGGGAAUUCGGUGGCGGAGGAAUCGGCCACGUCGAGAUGCUUUUCCGAUGUAACAUAUUAGCACUUGUCGGCGGUGGGUCUCACCCUCAGUACCCUCCCACUAAAGUCAUGAUCUGGGAUGAUCAUCAAGGUACGUGCAUCGGUGAACUCUCGUUCCGUUCUCCGGUUAGCGGUGUUCGGCUUCGGCGAGAUCGGAUAAUCGUCGUGGUGGAGCAGAAGAUAUUCGUGUAUAAUUUUGCUGACUUGAAGCUGUUGCAUCAGAUUGAAACCAUUGCGAACCCUAAGGGGCUUUGUGAAGUUUCACACUUGACUGAUUCUCUUGUUCUCGCUUGCCCUGGUUUGCAUAAAGGCCAAAUUCGUAUUGAGCAUUUUUUGCAGAAGAGGACCAAGUUUAUUUCUGCUCAUGAUUCGAGAAUAGCUUGCUUCGCUCUCACGCUUGAUGGACAGUUUAUCGCCACUGCCAGCACCAAGGGUACUCUGAUUCGGAUUUAUGAUGCCGAACUCGGCACACUACUUCAGGAGGUAAGAAGAGGUGCAAAUGCAGCAGAGAUAUAUAGUUUGGCGUUUUCUUCCACUGCUAAGUGGUUAGCAGUUUCUAGUGACAAGGGCACUGUCCAUGUUUUUGGCCUUAAGGUUAAUCCCAAUGUCCCUGAGAAUGAAAGCUCCCAUGGGCCGUCUAGUUCAGAUGCCGCCAUUGCCCCAUCUAGCUCGUCUCGCUCCUUCAUUAAAUUUAAAGGAGUGUUGCCCAAGUAUUUCAAUUCAGAGUGGUCUGUUGCCCGGUUUCACUUGCACGAGGGCACUCAGUACACAGUUGCAUUUGGUGUCGAAAAGAAUACAGUCAUAAUUCUUGGCAUGGAUGGAAGCUUCUACAAAUGCCAAUUCGAUCCAGCGCAAGGAGGUGAAAUGACCCAGCUUGAAUUUCAUAACAUUUUAAUGUCAGAAACAACCUUGUGA
This is a messenger RNA of Lathyrus sativus (Indian pea), 1236 nucleotides long. Lineage: Eukaryota; Viridiplantae; Streptophyta; Magnoliopsida; Fabales; Fabaceae. The record is from the annotation of a GenBank genome assembly.